This is a messenger RNA of Pristis pectinata (smalltooth sawfish), 3815 nucleotides long. RefSeq lists its product as uncharacterized. The transcript is spliced from 14 exons. Gene Ontology annotation, molecular function: GTP binding; GTPase activity; molecular adaptor activity. Gene Ontology annotation, biological process: cell division; cytoskeleton-dependent cytokinesis; regulation of exocytosis. Gene Ontology annotation, cellular component: synaptic vesicle; septin ring; microtubule cytoskeleton. The record is from RefSeq and is a predicted model, not a curated record. Lineage: Eukaryota; Metazoa; Chordata; Chondrichthyes; Rhinopristiformes; Pristidae. Bases 304 to 1359 code for a protein of 351 amino acids.
AUAGUGGAGGAGCUCUGGGCGCGCUGCCUGAUGGGAUACUGGUAGAGUGUCACCAGGCGGGCGGUAAUGAUUGAGUCGUGUAAGGCCUGAGGGAGCGGUUUACACAGAGGCAGAGAGUUGGAGACACAAGGUAGCUUUUGGUGUCACUGAUGUAAGCUGUGUCAUUGGUGAACUGAGUAACAGAAUUGGACCUAGGAGAUCUGAACUUGGUUAACCACUGCAGAAUCUUGUUGAACCAGCUGGGAGCCUUGAAGUGAGCAUCAAAUAUACCAGAGGUUGUGAACUGAGAAGUUAAACACAAGCAUGUCAACAGAAAAGGCAAAGUUUCCAGAUGUUGCUGGAUAUGUAGGAUUUGCAAACCUGCCCAACCAGGUCCACAGGAAGUCUGUGAAGAAAGGAUUUGAAUUCACGUUGAUGGUAGUUGGUGAGUCUGGCCUUGGAAAGUCUACAUUGAUCAACAGCCUGUUCCUGACUGACCUCUACCCUGAACGCUACGUACCUGGGGCUGCAGAAAAGAUAGAGAGAACUGUACAGAUUGAAGCCUCAACGGUGGAAAUUGAGGAGCGAGGAGUCAAACUACGCCUAACAGUUGUGGACACCCCAGGAUAUGGCGAUGCUAUUAACAGUCAGGAUUGCUUCAGACCUAUCAUUCAAUACAUUGACAAUCAGUUUGAACGAUAUCUUCAUGAUGAGAGUGGCUUGAACAGACGCCAUAUCAUAGACAAUCGAGUACAUUGCUGUUUCUACUUCAUCUCUCCUUUUGGCCAUGGCCUGAAGCCUCUGGAUGUGGAAUUUAUGAAGGCCAUUCACAGCAAAGUAAACAUUGUACCUGUGAUUGCUAAGGCAGACACACUAACACUGAAGGAACGGGAACGACUGAAGCGAAGAAUACUGGAUGAGAUCACUGAGCAUGGUAUCAGAAUCUACCAACUGCCAGAUGCUGACUCUGAUGAGGAUGAGGAGUUUAAGGAGCAAACCAUGAUUCUGAAGGCCAGUGUUCCCUUUGCUGUGAUUGGCUCCAACCAACUGAUUGAGGUGAAAGGCAAAAAAAUCAGAGGUCGCCUCUACCCAUGGGGCGUGGUCGAGGUGGAGAACCCAGAGCAUAAUGACUUUCUCAAACUACGCACAAUGCUGGUCACACACAUGCAGGAUCUGCAGGAAGUCACCCAGGAUCUACACUACGAGAAUUUCCGUUCGGAGCGGCUAAAGCGUGUUGGCAGGAAUGUGGAAGAUGAAACAGUUGACAAGGACAAAAUGCUGUUGCAGAAGGAAGCUGAGUUGCGUCGAAUGCAAGAAAUGAUCGCCCAGAUGCAGGCACAGAUGCGAAUGAAGCCUGCAGAUAAUGGAGAUGGACAUUGAGUGAUGAGCCAGUUUUACUUUUAUUUACAGGGCUGGAAUGUGCUGUGUCCCGUGGUUGCAAACACUCUUUAUCUCUCAGAUGCAAUACUGACUCUAUGAGCUUACGGUGAAACAGAAGAGGAAACAGUCUUUACAAAUCUUGCAUGGAAUUUUGGUAUCACUUUACUGUAAUCACAGAUAUUUUCUAUCUUACCUGUUUGUACUGAUAUUACUUGAUUACAAUGGGAAUCUUUAUACCGUUGUUAUAUAGUUUAUAAACCUUCAUGUAUUAUGGCUGCACACUCUUGAGCUUUCACAGGCAUGUAAUCCCUUUCCUCCAAGUGGCAGAUUUUGGUGCCUAACACAGUCCCUGUCAACAUCAAAGAUACGAUCAUUAAUGAGGAGAAGGGACAGCUAUCAGUGUUGCCCAGUGGAAUCCCUAAAACAAUCUCUUGUCAUUCCAUUGAAAACAAAGUUGGUACAUGAAGCCCUUCUUUAAUUUGCCAUCCAUGCAAAAGUAUGCUGCUGACAGAGUUCCAACAUGUUAAGUGAAUCAAACACUAUGAUUGUUAUUCAAUCCUGUGAAUUGGCACGGUUACUUUGUGUCACAUGGCAUUCCUGCUGACAAGCUCCUUGAUAAGUGAGCACAGUUAAUGGUGAAAAUUACCUUCCCUGUCACAUUUUAAACCUUGAUGAAGAGCCAGAGUAAACUAAUAGUUACCCGUUUGCUUGGCAGUCUGCAGCAAUGCAGCUAAAAUGCUUACUCAUUAAUCUGUGGCAGACUCCGAUAAUCCUUGAGGUUUUCAAAAAUAAGUAACUUGAGUUUCAUGUCAGCAAGUGUAUAACCAUACAAGAUCCCUUUGGUUGAAACUUGAACGCUAAAUCUAAACCUUGUAAUUCAGUGUUUUGAGAAAGGGAGUCUCAGACAUGCCAGAGGUUCUCUUAAACACGGUGCAAUGUAGCAUCUUGAAGGAUAGCUGUGCUGAUAAUUAACAUUUUUAUGUUUAUCAUAUGUGUAUUCUUGGUCAUGUACUUCCACAUUUUUGGUAUCUUUAGCAGAUUUGUCUUGAAUUCAUGAGAAGCACUAUAUAAAUACAGGUUCUUCAUAGUUCAAUUGAUGACAAUUUUGCACAUUAUUCAGGAGCUUGUUUCAAGUUCAACUCUGGGACUGAGUGCACCAUCUAUUGCUGAUGAUCAGCGCUUGACUGAAGGUAUACUACAUUUUUGGAGUUACUGUUAUUUGGAUUGGAUUUCGAUAGCUCAGGUGGACGUUCUCCUUCUCUUUACCCUUUCUAAGGACCAGAUGUUCACCUGCUGUUCCAGUUAAAGUUAAGUAACACUAACAACAACAGAUGAUCUGUUAGUUUACCUUGCUCCAGUUAGCAAUACCAUGCAAUAUUGAAAGGACUUGCCAUUUUGUUUGCCUAAUGCCAGUAUAAUUAAUUGUAUGGGAAACCCGGAGGUAUUUGCAAGUUUUAUAUAUUGCCUUUUAGCCUGUAUGCUAAGCUGGGCCACUGAUAAUUCCUUAUUAGAAUUGGUACAGAUCAUUCCAAGCAGAUGUUUUUUUGCAAAUCACAUACUGCAAAUCUAGCAUAAUUCAUCAGCUUUAAUACUGACCUUUUUUAAUCUAUAAAACUGUAUGAAUUGUUAAUAAAGGCUGUGUUAAAUGAGGCAGCUGGGAGCAGUUUAAGUUUGAUUAAUUGCAUAAACAAAGAUCCCAGAUUUUUAAAAAAAAGUAAUGCAUAAAUAAAUCACAAAUUUACUGCACUUUCAGAGAAACUGUAAUAUUCCAAUUAUAACUCCAAUCUUUCCACUUUGAUCUUAGUUAGUAUUUGAACGGUUAGGCAAGCAUUUGUUUGCAGCAGUGUAGCAACAACAUGCAGUUUAUUUAAAUGGCUGACUUUAAUGAUGUGACCUGAUCAGGGGCUAAGCAGGCGCCUGUAGAUGGGGAACCUGCUUUCCUAUGUAUCACAGUUUUGAAAAUGGAGACAUUUCAAAAGUACUAAAUGACUGAUUUGAUUUUCAAGGACCAGCUGACUGAAUGGCAUUGCUGCCACAGCUGUCUCCCAUUUUCCGAAAACUUACCACCUGAGUAUGAUCAAAAUACUUCACAGCACCAAUGAUCCUGGGAGUGUAUGUGGUCGCUGUUUUUGUUAUGCAUAGUAUCGCUGUCUUGUGUAUAACUUGUGCAUGUUAUUGAUGAAGUUGCAUUUCAUUACACCAGAAGGAAGAUCCCUGAUGCUUGGAUCAGUGUUUCUCAUAUUGUUUGCAAAGCUAGCCGCUUGUGUUGACCAAAUUGCCUUAAGAUUGACUUCAGAUUUUUGUGGAAAGUGGGUUUUUUUUUGGUUAAAUGCCAACAAUCUGCCACUCGGAGCUUUAGUUAGUUAUUCCAGACAUAAUCAUAAAAUGCUUUUAUCUUUGUACACUGCAUUUGUUUUUUGUAUCAAGUAGUCAGCAAUAAACUGUACAGGAAUAAA